AUGAUAUCCUCUAGCUUCUCAAGAGACCGCACGUUUCAUGGUACGGUCAUUGACUCUGUCCUCAAGCGGCGAACUUCCGCCAUACGAUUCGGGAUCCGAGCCACAUCUUCUGCGGAAUCCUCUUCGGGUAGCGAGUCAUCCCAAUGGAUCAUACCUGCGCCCAAGAGCCCCGUUGUGCCAUCCGCUCCGGAAUGCGAACCUGCCGACAAGGAAUCUGGUGUCUACACGAUACAAGCUUUGCGAGAGAUUGGGACAUCCAUAAUCGGAGAAGGGGCUGAUUUCUACCCUGUGGGCUUUGACCUUGCUGCGACCAUGACGUCUCCGGCAGGAUUGCUUCGCGUCAUACACACCGAUUAUAUAGCAUAUCAUCUUUGGAAUGCUGUUAGAUUGUCCACCGAACAUUUGAAUGAGAGAUCGCUUCACUGGAACGUCCGAGCGAUCACUAAGGACGCGAUGGAAAUGUUUUUCAUUGAGACCGGCGCUUUAUUCUUGGACCAGGUCCCGGGUCCUCACUACAUUCUGGUCGACCCGCGUGUUCACGGAAACUCCGACGAAAUGGUCACGCAGGCUCAGAAUUUCUUGUGUGCAUACGAGAAGAAGGGCGUUCCAAAGGAACGCAUUGUGAUAAACAUCCCAGCGACGCUCAGGGGUAUAAUAGCCUGUCGCAGGUUAACGAGCCGCGAAUCCGGUGUUCAGGUAAACCUCUCGUUGGUGAGCAGCUUAUCCCAUGCUUUAUUAUGCGUGGACGCCGGAGCCACGUCCAUUUCGAUUCCCGUCGACAAAGUGUUGUCGUUUUUUGAGAUGGAGGGCUCCUGUGUGUGGCGGGAGACCAGACCACACCCAGGCAUAAUGGCAAUCCAGCUAAUUCAGACCUACUUCAAACUACGCGAGAUCCCAGUGAAGAUCAUAUGCAACGAUUUCGGACGAAUAAUAGAAAUCCAAGACUUGGCUCAUUCCGACGCUAUUGCAUUAUCUGAGGACCAGAUCCAUCGACUCCGGAGUCAACGCUUUCCUCUGUCCGAACCGCUGACGGAAUCGUCGCCGGUCUAUGGUCACGCCACGCAAGUUCAGUGGUCUCACCAACGCCUUACGGAUACGACAAAGUUCAGGAAACGCAUGUCCAGCGUAGACUAUGCUGCUUAUCUCUUCGUGCUCAAAGAGAUACUCCAUGCCAUGGCAACUGACAUGGACUCCAUCGAGUCAGUCGUAGAGGAGGAGAUCCACCGGCGAAUGUUCUACAGUACUGUUCCCCCUCAGGUUUUGGACGUGAUCGGCCAAGAGACUAUUGAAGACUUAGCUGCGGCACCUGAAACGCACAGACCUCGCACGCAAAGCACUUCAAGGCCUGUUAUCUCCCUCAGGACGAACAGAGGGCAUCCGGACGCAGUGCAAACGCCAGGUACUUCCAGGGAAUCAGUUACAGGGAGCCGAGCCAAGGCACGGGUAUGGUUCCAGAGCCGAAGAGAAUCGCAACCAACGGACGAGGAUAUGGAGAAUGCGCACCAGGCUACUGGCGACAUAAACGUUGAUCCUAGGCAUCUUCAGUCACUUUUCGACGAAGACACCGAAUGUUUCUGA
Messenger RNA from Gloeophyllum trabeum ATCC 11539, 1578 nucleotides. Its product is annotated as aldolase. Lineage: Eukaryota; Fungi; Basidiomycota; Agaricomycetes; Gloeophyllales; Gloeophyllaceae. The record is from RefSeq and is a predicted model, not a curated record. Gene Ontology annotation, biological process: pentose-phosphate shunt, non-oxidative branch; carbohydrate metabolic process. The transcript is spliced from 6 exons. Gene Ontology annotation, cellular component: intracellular anatomical structure. The coding region runs from base 1 to 1578 and encodes 525 amino acids. Gene Ontology annotation, molecular function: transaldolase activity.